CGGUGCGCAGCUGCAAAGGAUCGCUUCCGGGGGCGGGUCAGCGGAAGUGAGGGCUGUUGAGGCUGGGCCGCCUGCUGUGGUAGGAGGGGUCUUGAGGUGGGUGAGUCCGGAGUCAGAGUCUGAGGAAGAGACGUCUGGUGUUCCUUCAGAUGGCCUGAUAUGAAGGAGUCACGCCUCCCACCUCCCCAAGCCCGCAGAGCUGCUCUGUGGCUGCCUUGUCCUUCAAGUGCAGGAGCCAGCUGAAAUGUCGGGAAUGGAAGCCAGUGUGACCAUCCCAAUCUGGCAAAACAAGCCGCAUGGGGCUGCUCGAAGUGUGGUGAGAAGAAUUGGGACCAACCUGCCCCUGAAACCAUGUCCCCGGGCGUCCUUUGAGACCCUGCCCAAUGUCUCUGACUUGUGUCUAAAGGAUGUGCCCCCAGUCCCAACUCUGGCUGACAUCGCCUGGAUUGCUGCAGAUGAAGAAGAGACUUAUGCCCGGGUCAGGAGCGAUACACGCCCCCUGCGGCACACCUGGAAGCCCAGCCCUCUGAUUGUCAUGCAGCGAAAUGCCUCAGUGCCCAAUCUGCGUGGGUCCGAGGAGAGGCUCCUGGUCCUGAAGAAGCCAGCCCUGCCAGCCCUGAGCCGCACCACAGAGCUGCAGGAUGAGCUGAGCCACCUGCGCAGCCAGAUUGCUAAGAUAGUGGCAGGCGAUGCAGCUUCGGCUUCAUUAACGCCAGAUUUCUUAUCUCCAGGAAGUUCAAAUGUCUCUUCUCCCUUACCUUGUUUUGGAUCCUCAUUCCACUCUACAACUUCCUUUGUCAUUAGUGACAUCACCGAGGAGACCGAGGUAGAGGUCCCUGAGCUUCCAUCAGUCCCCCUGCUUUGUUCUGCCAGCCCUGAAUGUUGCAAACCAGAACACAAAGCUACCUGCAGCUCAUCUGAAGAGGAUGACUGCGUGUCUCUGUCCAAGGCCAGCAGCUUUGCAGAUAUGAUGGGUAUCCUAAAGGACUUUCACCGGAUGAAGCAGAGCCAAGACCUGAACCGGAGUUUAUUGAAGGAGGAAGACCCUGCUGUCCUUAUCUCUGAGGUCCUGAGGAGGAAGUUUGCUCUGAAGGAAGAAGAUAUCAGUAGAAAAGGAAACUGAUAGCACUCAGCUCUGCAAACUCAGUCUCACGCUCCUGGAAUUCCUUCAAUAGCUGCCUUCCUCACUGCAGAUGUUUCUGCCUCUCAAUUACAAAUCUUCUGCAACAGUCUUGCCGAAAGCCAGAGCUCAGACUAAGAGAAGAGCCGCACUAUGUUUUCUAUACUUAAAACCUUAGCAGAAGCUAAGGCCUGUUUUGAGCUGAGACACGUUACAGGUAACUGUAGGUUGGAAUGUCCCAGGUUAAAAGGUGAGAUAGAAUUUUCUGGUUUUUCCUUGCCCCUGUGUGAAAAUAGGUCCUAAAUGAAAGACUUCACAGCAUUAGACCACAUAAUUGGUCUCACCGAGCACUCUGUGUCCAGCUGUCACUCUCAGCCGCUUCCUUGCAGCAGAGCAGGGCUGAGGGGGCUAUAAAUGUUUAUCUACAUGUUCACAGGGUAGGGAAAAUCUUACGCUGCUCCGUCAUGAACUGAUGCCAGUGCCCAGCAAUCACUUUCCCCCUUCCCUGUCCAACACUUACAUGUAGAGGUCAGGCCGCUGGAUCAGCUGAUACUUGGGCUGCUGCCAGGAGGCCUGGGCUGUUUUUUUCUUACAUAUAUUUUGUAAUACUGUACAACCAAAUCUACCCUCCAAGGCCCUGGGGCCUCAUUGGUUCCACUGAUUUAAAGCUUUCUCUCUCAUGGACUUUAAGCCCAGUAGAAAAGAGAAAUGGGGAGGGGGAAGAGUACCAUCCUUCCUCCAGGCCCUUGACUGCUCCUUUGUGUUGGGCCAAGGUUUGUACCUACCACACCAUGCAUGACUCAGAUGCCCUCGGGUCCCUUUCUCUACAGUAUGUAUCCUGUGUGUUCGGGCUGAAGCACUACCUGACAUUAAAGGAAGGAUUUAGACAGAUACUGCAUUUGCUGAGUUGUGAUCACCCAGUAUCCCCCACAGGUAUAGAAUUCCUAUUAAUUUUAAGGUAUAUGAACUUUUGUAAACAAGCUCCUGGCUACCCCUUUCCUUAUAUAUAUUCCUACCUUUAUAAGAGAAAACGUCCCUAGGGAGCUUCUUGUCACUUUCAGUAGAGAUUUUGUCCUAAGCUCUUAAAGUAGUUCCAUCUUAUAACUUGCAAGCUUGCCCCCUAGAGGCUUAUUUUUAAGCCUGUUACCACACCUGCAACAUGGGAAACUGCUAUCUGGUGGAUGUCUUGUGUAGAACACAAGUCAAAUUAGACUUGUGUUCAGAUCAGACCCAUGGCAAUGAUUGAUAGAGCAUAUACUAUUAAAAAGUUGCUUUUUUCCAAAAAUAAAAUUGGUAAUGUUUUAAUUACCAUCAGA
This is a messenger RNA of Camelus dromedarius (Arabian camel), 2436 nucleotides long. It is a transcript of the gene MTFR1L, whose product is annotated as mitochondrial fission regulator 1 like. The coding region runs from base 245 to 1123 and encodes 292 amino acids. The record is from RefSeq and is a predicted model, not a curated record. Gene Ontology annotation, biological process: mitochondrial fission; aerobic respiration. NCBI's taxonomy places the organism in Eukaryota, Metazoa, Chordata, Mammalia, Artiodactyla, Camelidae. The transcript is spliced from 7 exons. Gene Ontology annotation, cellular component: mitochondrion.